CUCAUCGCUGAACUUUUACUUCAGUAUCCUCUCUAAAGACGACAAUGAGUCUCACCGCUAAGGACAAGGCCAUGGUCAGGGCCUUCUGGGCUAAGGUGUCCGGCAAGGCUGAGGACGUCGGAUGCGAUGCUCUUUCUAGAAUGCUGGUGGUGUACCCCCAGACCAAGACAUACUUCUCCCACUGGCCGGACCUGAGCCCCGGUUCUGCCCCGGUCAGGAAGCAUGGCAAGACUAUCAAGAUCGACGACCUCACGGCAGGUCUCCUCACCCUCAGCGAGCUGCACGCCUUCCAGCUGUGUAUAGAUCCAGCCAAUUUCAAGAUCCUGUCCCACAACAUAUUGGUGGUGCUGGCCAUUUUGUUCCCCGCUGACUUCACCCCAGAGGUUCGUGUGUCCGUGGACAAGUUCCUGGCCGCACUGGCCCUGGCUCUGGCCGAAAAGUACAGAUUAAUUGUGGGGCAUCAUCAGACCAGACAUAUGGCAGCAUGUGCUCAAUGCUCUGUCUUGUUCUAAAUUAUGAAUAAAUGUUCAA
This is a messenger RNA of Oncorhynchus mykiss (rainbow trout), 531 nucleotides long. Its product is annotated as hemoglobin embryonic subunit alpha-like. The record is from RefSeq and is a predicted model, not a curated record. Gene Ontology annotation, biological process: hydrogen peroxide catabolic process; oxygen transport. Gene Ontology annotation, molecular function: oxygen carrier activity; peroxidase activity; oxygen binding. Lineage: Eukaryota; Metazoa; Chordata; Actinopteri; Salmoniformes; Salmonidae. Gene Ontology annotation, cellular component: haptoglobin-hemoglobin complex; hemoglobin complex; blood microparticle.